AUGGACAACUCUCAGUUUCGAAACCUCCUCCAGGCCGAGCGCAGUGCAAAGACGCCCGGAUCGGGGGCUUCGGAUCCAUCCUUCAAGAAACCGGCUCUCGGCUCAAGAGCACGCGCCUCGAUUCCCAUGACUCCUCGCUCGGUGGCGGGAUACAGUGGCUCCAGGGACUUUGCAAGACAAGUGGCAGAACACCGACGAGAACAAGAUGGACAGCCUCCUACAAAAAAGUUCAGAUCCAGCGCUGCACCCAAAGGUACCAAACUCGCCACUGGGUACAACGACCGCACAUUGGCUAGACGGGCAGGUGAAGACGAUGCCGAGCCACAGGAUGAUAAGGGGAAACGGCUCAAGGCUCUGGAAGAGAUGUACAAAUUACAACAGAUUGACGAAGCUACGUUUGAAAGCCUUAAGAGCCAGAUUGGCAUUGGAGGAAGUAUUAGCAGUACGCAUUUGAUAAAGGGCCUCGAUUGGAAACUGCUGGACAAAGUUCGACGCGGAGAAGAUGUUAAUAAUGAGUCGUCGCAGCCGCAAGAGAUUGCUACGGAGACCGAAAAAGUGGAUGUGGAGGACGAGCUGGACCAGGUGCUGGAUAAAGAGGUUCAGGCCAAGAGUCCGGCGACGAAAAAGAAAGAGUCCAAAUCUACUGCAGAUGAGGUUGUUGAUGCUCAACCAAUGUCCCGAGAUGAAAUAUUACGGCAGCUGAAGGAGAGUCGGACAGGAAAGCGGGAGACUGCUCCGGUUGCGCCUAAGCUCGGAGAACGCUUCAAGAAGGUGACUUCAGAAAAGUCCAGCAACAAGAAGAAAUUUGUGGAGGUGGUGAAUGGACGACGGAGGGAAGUACUCGUCAUCACCAACAAGGACGGGACAACGAAGAGAAAGUCUCGCUGGAUCGACGACGAGGACAGCGUAAAACAGGCCCAGCCCCUAGGGAUGGAGGUCCCAGCCGAAUUCCUGGCGAAGCAGCAGGCACUGUUGGCCCAGCAAGCGGAAGAUGAAGACGACGACAUUUUCCAAGGUGCUGGGGACUACGAUCCAUUGGCCGGUAUCAAGAGCGAGUCCGAUGACUCAGGUGCAGAGGAGCAGGGAGCAGAAAAGUCCGAUGCAAGGAAGAAGGAGGUUGCAGCAGGAAGCGACAAGCCACGAAACUAUUUUUCGACAAGCACCCAGGCUGACGAAGUGGAGGAUCGUAGCAAUCCCAUCACCAAAGAUCCUACGCUCCUUGCGGCUUUGAAGCGGGCGGCGGCCUUGAAACGGAGCGAGGAACAGGGUGGAGUUGAUGUGCCUGGUUCGGACCCAGACCGGGAAGCCAAACAACAACAAUUGCUGGCUCGACUGAAGGAGCGAGACCGGGCUGAUGCCAUGGACCUGGAUCUGGGAUUUGGCGAGAGCCGGUUCGGAGAUGACGAUGACGAGGAAGGGCCCAUUUGGGAGGAGGGCGAAGGGGGUGGCAAGAAGAGCGGGAGGAAACGAGGGCCCAAGAAACACAAGGGUGAUAAAGAUAAUGUGAAGGAUGUGAUGGCGGUGCUGGACGAACGACGGAAAGACAAGCCGUAA
This is a messenger RNA of Capronia epimyces CBS 606.96, 1554 nucleotides long. RefSeq lists its product as uncharacterized. The record is from RefSeq and is a predicted model, not a curated record. The coding region runs from base 1 to 1554 and encodes 517 amino acids. Lineage: Eukaryota; Fungi; Ascomycota; Eurotiomycetes; Chaetothyriales; Herpotrichiellaceae. Gene Ontology annotation, biological process: mRNA splicing, via spliceosome. Gene Ontology annotation, cellular component: nucleus. The transcript has a single exon.